UGGUUCUACUUAGUUGAGAGUUGCCAUGUUGUUGCGUUUUAGGGGUGUGCUACACCAUCAAAAUAAAAUAAUUUAAUUGAUUACAGGGUAAUGAGCGUGAAUUUGUGAAAAUUAUUGAGUGUUAUACGAGUUUGUUGAUAUCCUGAAUCAGUAGUGUCAAUUUUAAGUCCCCGGAAAGUGAGAAUUUAACACACGUGGAGUGGAAAACAGUAAUAAAGGUGAAUGAUCCAAAUACCUACAUGUGGGCCUGAAAACAGUAGUUCUGCGUGUUAAUAACUAUGAGUGAUUUAUUGUUAGUUAUUAUUUUAACCUAGAUUUGGUUUAAUUUAUCAAUGUGCUAUGCGUGCACAUUUGUUAUUGUUUUGCUCAGUAGUGCUUCCGAGUUUUUUCUUGUGUACAGUGAAGUGCUGUGACUGUCUUGUCGUCAAUCGAGAACGAUCAGUCCAUUCCUUGCGACAAGGGGAGUGAACUUUGAUACAUUCAAUCAGGUUUAGUCGGUUGGUUUUCAAUUCAUAUAAAAUUAAAUAUGUGUAUAUCAUGCGGCCUAAGCAAUAUACCCCAAUUGUGCCGCAAUAUUUCUUAAGUACCAGAGAGAAUCGUAUAAUCGAAGUAUGUUGUGUCCCUCAGAUUGACUGGUUGUUGUUUUUCUGUCUUCGUCUCUCUCGAAACGGAAGUGGCUGUGUCUGUGAAAGCAUAAUAUCGGCUGGCCUUGGAAAGCGGGAGGUUAGUGGCCUUAAGCACGCGGGAUUGUUUACCCAGUGACAGCAUGGAAGUUGGUUGCCAUUAAGGUGGAUCAUCUUAUGUUAACCCCGGCUGGACCAUACAAUCAGCCGUGGGUUGAGAUUCAGAACAACAAGAAGCAGAUACCCUUAUUCCAUUUGUGUAGUCCAUGGCGUGGCACAAGCACGAACACGUAAUGCUCAUGGAUAAAAAUAAACCAAAAAUGCCAGUAGCACCUGGUGGUGGAGGAGACAUGUCUCUUAGUCAAAGGCGGCAUGUUCCUCUCUAUGGCCGCUUAGUAGCUGAAGACACUUUGGGGAUCCCACCCAUGGCAAAUUCCUCAUCCACUGAUAUUCAAGCUAUGCAAGCAAGAAUACCUCCUACCUUUAGGGACUCAUCUUCAGCACCCCUUAGAAAACUUAGUGUUGAUUUAAUCAAGACUUACAAACAUAUAAAUGAAGUGUAUUACGCUAAGAAAAAACGAAGGGCAGCCCAAAUUCAAGGAGAAGAUUCUUCUCAUAAGAAAGAGAGGAAGAUAUACAAUGAUGGUUAUGAUGAUGACAACCAUGAUUACAUAGUGAAAAAUGGUGAAAAGUUCCUGGAGAGAUACGAAAUUGAUUCUCUUAUUGGCAAAGGUUCUUUUGGUCAAGUCGUAAAGGCAUUUGAUCAUGUUGAACAAUGCCAGGUGGCUAUAAAGAUUAUUAAAAAUAAGAAACCCUUUCUUAACCAGGCUCAAAUUGAAGUUAAAUUAUUAGAAAUGAUGAAUAGGGCCGACGUUGAGAAUAAAUAUUACAUAGUUAAAUUAAAAAGACAUUUCAUGUGGAGAAAUCACUUAUGUCUAGUGUUCGAACUAUUAUCUUAUAAUUUAUAUGAUUUACUUCGAAACACCAAUUUCCGUGGUGUAUCAUUGAAUCUCACAAGAAAAUUCGCGCAGCAGCUCUGUACAGCCUUACUCUUUCUUUCUACUCCUGAACUGAAUAUCAUCCAUUGCGAUCUGAAACCAGAAAAUAUUCUACUAUGCAACCCAAAAAGGUCAGCUAUCAAAAUAGUUGAUUUUGGAAGUUCUUGCCAACUUGGUCAAAGGAUAUAUCAAUACAUUCAGUCAAGGUUUUAUAGAUCGCCUGAAGUACUUUUAGGAAUUCCAUAUGAUUUAGCUAUAGAUAUGUGGUCUUUGGGAUGCAUAUUGGUGGAGAUGCAUACAGGAGAACCUUUAUUUAGUGGUGCCAAUGAAAUUGAUCAGAUGAAUAAAAUCGUCGAAGUUCUGGGUAUGCCACCCAAGCAUCUUCUAGAUCAAGCUAAUAAAACAAGAAAAUUUUUUGAAAAAUUACCAGGAGAGAGAAGGUACAUACUGAAAAAGACUAAAGAUGGUAAAAAAUAUAAAAUACCAGGUACCAGAAGACUUCAUGAUAUCUUAGGUGUAGAAACAGGCGGCCCGGGAGGAAGAAGGGCAAACGAAGUCGGUCAUUCGAUGUCUGAUUACUUGAAAUUCAAAGACCUAAUUCUCCGUAUGUUGGAAUAUGACCCUAAAACAAGAAUUACCCCAUAUUAUGCUUUGCAGCACAAUUUCUUUAAGCGUACGUCAGACGAAAGCACAAACACUGCAAAUAGUACGAGUUCCAGUCCCGCAGUCGCUUCUUUGGAUAUGUCUUUGACAAAUUCUGGUAGUCAGCAUGGGUUAAACUUAGCCGGUCGUUCAAAAGAUUUAUCUGAACAAACCUACCUAUCUUCAGCAUACACAUCAAUGGAAUGUGACCCGUCGCCGUCUCGUCACAUACAUCGGCAGCGGUUUCAAUCCUCCAUGUUAAAUCACGGGCCACCAUCCCUUCAGUAUGUACCCUAUCCAACAACUAGAAUGGAAAGCACGCCCCCCAAGCACAAUCCCCCAAACAAGACUAACGAACAAGAAGACAGUCCUAUGGUUUGUGUUCAGCAGAGUCCAGUCGUUAUACACUGAGAUUCAACGUCUCUUCGGCCUUUAUACACAAGCAAGAACUUAGCCAAAAGACUUUAAACUAACUAGAAAAGUAAUUUACAGUGAUUACUUAUUGUGAUUUGUGAUGUUGAAAUAACUGAUAAAUGACAUUUUCCAAUUAGGCAAUAUACGUGUUAAGUGUUGUUCAUGUCGAUUUAAUAUGAAAAUGAGACGAGAAUUUUCGAUAUAAAUGAACUGUUAAAGCGAAGACGUCAGCUUGGAAGUGCUUGCUCCCUUGGCAUUCAGCAAAGCUAAAACUUGUACAUGUUUUAUUAUACAAAAGAUUUUAUUACAUCAUUUAAGUCAGUCAAAUGAAGAGUAAUUUAUGAGGAUUAUUCAAAUAUAUUGAUAAUUAUA
Molecule: messenger RNA, 3049 nt
Organism: Diabrotica virgifera virgifera (western corn rootworm)
Lineage: Eukaryota; Metazoa; Arthropoda; Insecta; Coleoptera; Chrysomelidae
Product: serine/threonine-protein kinase minibrain
Exons: 7
Coding region: 890-2674 (594 amino acids)
Biological process (GO): peptidyl-threonine phosphorylation; protein autophosphorylation; positive regulation of DNA-templated transcription
Cellular component (GO): nucleus
Molecular function (GO): protein serine/threonine kinase activity; transcription coactivator activity; ATP binding
Source: RefSeq, a predicted model, not a curated record